Messenger RNA from Pseudonaja textilis, 2479 nucleotides. NCBI's taxonomy places the organism in Eukaryota, Metazoa, Chordata, Lepidosauria, Squamata, Elapidae. The record is from RefSeq and is a predicted model, not a curated record.
GUUAGUCGGUAGAGGCUGCCCCGGGUGAAGAAGAGGCCGCUCAGUGCCCGUAGCAUCCAGAACCUUCCACAGAGGUGCCUGGUGGAACCUGACUCCAGGAACGCCAUACCUGGGUGAACUUCUGAGCUGGGGAAAGACUGAGAGGCUUAUGUGGAGCUGCUGGUUGAAGUCUCAGUGCCUAGCCAAGAUACCCAGGAGGAGGGAAAAGGAGAAAGGCGAAGAGCACCAGAGGUGAAAUCUGCUGUAGCCAUGAGAUCAAUCCGAUCGUUUGCUAACGAUGACCGGCACGUGAUGAUGAAACAUUCAACGAUUUAUCCGUCUCCAGAAGAACUCGAAGCCGUCCAGAACAUGGUUUCCACCGUCGAAUGCGCCCUUAAGCAGGUCUCCGAUUGGAUGGACGAGACAAGCAAGUCUUCCCAGAUGGAGGGCAGCUCGGAGGAGAAAGAAGAGACGGCUGAUGGCCGGAGUAGCAAGGAGCAAGGUGGCCGGAUCUUGUGUGGCGUGAUGAGGAUUGGUUUGGUGGCCAAAGGCUUGUUGAUAAAGGACGACAUGGACCUGGAACUGGUACUGAUGUGCAAAGAAAAACCCACAGAGUCCCUCUUAUCCCUCGUCAAAGACAAUCUACCUGUCCAAAUCCAGAAACUCACCGAAGAGAAGUACCACAUAGAACACCAUCCCAGCGAAGCGGCCAUCGUCAUCCGUAGCACAACGGGGCUCCCCCUCACCCUCAAGGUGACACUCACCUCUCCGCUAACCCGGGAUGAAGCCGAGAAGAAGGACGGAGACAGUGCCCUGGUGAAAGAACCUUCGGAUUUACUCAGCAGGCAAAAAUGCCUCGAAGCUUUGGCGUCUCUGCGACACGCCAAAUGGUUCCAGGCCAGAGCGAACGGGCUAAAAUCGUGCGUGAUUGUUCUACGGAUCCUCAGAGAUUUAUGCAACAGAGUUCCUACCUGGGCGCCUUUGAAAGGUUGGCCCUUGGAACUGCUGUGCGAGAAAGCCAUUGGCACCUGCAACAGGCCGUUGGGUGCAGGGGAAGCUCUCCGGCGAGUGUUGGAGUGUUUGGCCUCGGGCAUCCUGUUGCCAGGUGGGCCCGGCGUGCAUGACCCCUGUGAACGAGAGCCAACAGAUGCCUUGUCUAGCGUGACUGUUCCACAAAGGGAAGCCAUAACCCAUAGUGCCCAGCAUGCCCUGAGACUGUCGGCUUUUGGCCAAAUCUACAAGGUGCUGGAGAUGGAUCCUCUCCCUUCCAAUAAGUCGUUCCAGAAAUAUUCGUGGUCAGGGGCCGACAAAGAAGGCGCAGGUUCCUCUGCCCUAAAGAGGCCUUUUGAAGAUGGGUUGGGGGACGAGAAAGACCCCAGUAAGAAAAUGAAGAGGAAUUUGAGGAAAAUCCUUGAUAGCAAAGCAAUAGACCUCAUGAAUGCCUUGAUGCGGCUGAAUCAGAUCCGGCCUGGCCUGCAGUACAAGCUGCUCUCUCAGUCGGGGCCUGUCCACGCGCCGGUCUUCACCAUGUCGGUCGAUGUGGACGGGACGACCUACGAAGCCUCAGGACCUUCCAAGAAGACGGCCAAGCUUCACGUGGCCGUGAAGGUGAGCCCAACCAGGUUCUCUGCUAGACCUUGGGCGUCUUUGUCGUAAGGGUUCGGGGAAGAGAGCAGUCCUUCUCACCAAACGUUGCCCGGGAUGAAACCGGUGGCCCCGGUAGUCCCUGGCCCCUCCAGCCCAUGCUGCUUUUCCUAGGUCCGAACUCAGGGUCCCAUCCUCACAGCCAGCGGCAAGAAUCCGGUGAUGGAGCUCAACGAGAAGCGGCGAGGCCUGAAAUACGAGCUCAUCUCCGAGACAGGAGGAAGCCAUGACAAGCGGUUUGUGAUGGAGGUAGAAGUCGACGGGCAGAGGUUCCGAGGGGCUGGCCCCAACAAGAAAGUAGCCAAGGCCAGUGCUGCCUUGGCGGCUCUCGAGAAGCUCUUUUCAGGCCCCAACGCGGCUGCCAAUAAGAAGAAAAAGAUCCUCCCACAGACCAAAGGAGGGAUCGUAAACACAGCCAUGUCUGCAGCGGCGCGAGGGAGAGGACGAGGGUCUCCCAUGCGGGGGGCGUUUGUCGGGGCAGCGGCAGCAGCCACCAGUUACCUGGCACCAGGGUACGCAGCACCGUACGGAUACAACGCGGCAGCUGCCGCUGCACCGGCUUACGGUCUGCCCAAGAGAAUGCUCCUGUUGCCAGUUAUGAAAUUCCCAACUUUUCCAAUGCCCCAUUAUUCGUUCUUUUAGCCUUCGGCUGAGAUCAACCCUCUCUUGACUGGCUUCCAUAAACCCAAGGACAGGAUGUUAGAAGGAACAUGAGAAAGAGACACUCAGCUAGCCUACCUAUCUACCUUUCAAUCCUGGUUUUCUUGGAAAAACACGACAGACUUGAGCAAAAACCAUUUGUAAAGAUCCAUCUUUUUCCACUUUUAUGUUUUUGUUUUUAAUUUUUAUUUUCACA